AUGACAAUUAGGGCAUUAAAAAUUUUAAAUAUUACGAGGUAGCUAUAUAUUAAUUAUUUAUAAAUCAAAUCAAAUAAAUACUUGAAGUUCUUGUUAAUUAACACCUAAAAAAAAAGAGAUUUCAAAUAAACAAAAGAGAGAUUUCAAAGUUCUAACUUAGAAGAUCACAAAUAUCUAACAGUUUACUUAUAUAACAGCGGAUUAGAUUCGAGUAACGUUUUGUCAUUAAGAGAUUCUUUGGUAAGUUGUCGAAAUCUGAAAGAAUUGACUCUAUAAUUAGGGGAAAAUUAAUUAAAAGACUAAGAUAUCUCUGAAUUGAGCUAAGUCUUUCCUACCUUGAAAAAUAUCUAAAAAUUAUCAAUUGAUAUUAGCUCCAAUAAAAUAGGUUUUAAAGGAUUAUCUGUAUUAAGUUCUAACUUAGCUAAAUGCAAUACUGUUAUAGAUUUCUCUCUUAUUCUGUACUAAAUAGAUAAAUAAUUUGCUGCGAUUAUUGGUACUAUCUUUUAGAAAUGGGAACAAAUUCAAACAAUUAAAAUUGAUAUGAAUUUUAACGAAAUUUAUGAUUAAGGAGCUCAUGAUCUAUGUUAAUAUAUGAAAAACUCCUAAAAUCUCUAAAAUUUACAUCUCGGCUUGAUCUAAAACUAAAUUUCCAGAAAAGGAGCUUAAGGAAUUGGAUUAGGGUUAGGAGGAUGUAAAUAUUUGGAAACAUUGAAUUUACAGCUUGGACAAAAUUCAAUACGAUGUGAAGGUUGCUUUGAAUUAUGUUGUGAAUUAGAAAAAUGUUCAUAGCUUAAAUUUUUAACUCUUUCUUUAUUUAAUAAUUAAAUUGGUAAUAAAGGUGCUUCUGAUAUAGGAGAAUCUUUAUGUAAAUUCUCAAGCCUCUAAACAUUAAAUCUUAAUAUUCAUUCAAAUCUAAUUAAAGAAGAAGGUGCAGCUAAUUUUGCUUCAAAUUUAUCUAAAACAAAAUUGUGUUUUAAAAAGCUAUCAAUAAAUAUUUCAUUGAAUUAAAUAGGAAUUAAUGGAGCUAAGCAAAUUUGCUCUAGCUUAGCUAAAAUUAAGCAAAUACAGAAUUUAGAACUUUAAAUUAACGGUAGUAAAGUUAAUUUUAAAGGAACAGAGGAUUUUGGAAUUGUUUUUUCAGAAUAUGAAGAAAUGUAAAAUCUAAAAUUAGAUCUACAUUAAAAUUAAAUCAAUGAUGAAGGCUUAUCUGAUAUAGGUUCUGGUUUAUAAAUGUGUAAAAAAUUGAUAAAUUUGACAAUAGGCCUUAACUUGAAUUAAAUUGGUUAAACUAAGAUAUCUUGCUUUUUCUCUAAUUUAUAAAAGCUUCCUUUACUUUAAUCACUAACAAUAUUUCUCUCAUCUAACCAUUUAGGAAAUGAAGGAGCUCAAAAAACAUGCUCUAGUUUAAUGAAUUUCACAAAUCUUAAAUAUCUAGUAUUAAAUUUGGGUUCAAACGGCAUAACCAAAGAAUUAGGCAUUAGAGUUGUAUAAAAGCUAAAAAAAAUAUCUAGAUUAGUUUAUUUAUAAAUUCGUUUAUGA
Messenger RNA from Tetrahymena thermophila SB210, 1539 nucleotides. Its product is annotated as kinase domain protein. Gene Ontology annotation, molecular function: protein binding. The transcript has 19 exons. The record is from RefSeq and is a predicted model, not a curated record. Lineage: Eukaryota; Ciliophora; Oligohymenophorea; Hymenostomatida; Tetrahymenidae.